Molecule: messenger RNA, 489 nt
Organism: Ectocarpus sp. CCAP 1310/34
Lineage: Eukaryota; Phaeophyceae; Ectocarpales; Ectocarpaceae
Source: the annotation of a GenBank genome assembly
AUGAAUUAUGCCCCGCGUUCUUCGCGUUGGUUUGUUUCGUACCAUCUUUUCUGGGCGCCAGUCCAAGCCAUCCGGUAUCCUCCUUUUUGCCCUCGCGCAAUCCAAAGCAGCCCCUCGGAGAAGGUGUCUUCCAUGGAUCGUGUUCGUUUUUUCCGUCGUGCAUUCCGAAGCAGCCCCUCGGAGCAGAUGCCUUCCACGGAUCGUGCCGCACUGAUUGCGUUGUUUCAUUCGACUGAUGGAUCAAAUUGGAAAAGGAAGAGCAACUGGAACACGGACGCGGGGCUAGCUACUUGGGAGGGGGUCGAACUUAACCACGCGGGCCGUGUGGUGGGGCUGUUCCUGCCGAACAACAACCUCCACGGGUCCAUUCCCGAGGCGCUUGGAGCUCUCAGCGAGCUGGAGAAGAUAAACAUGAGCAACAACAAGCUCACUGGUGAGACAGGAUGGCGUGCGAAGAUUGAUUCCUUUCGUGUCUCCCCCACGCGGUAG